AUGACGUUCAUUGAUCUUGAUGCUUCAGAAGAAAAUCAUUACCACCUAUCAUAUAUUCCAAGUACUAAGUCACAACUAGAACAAGAGUUUGGUAAUAAGAAGGAUAUGAUUACUGUGUAUAUUUCACGAGAUAAAGAAAAAACUCAAGUUCAAAUAUCCAAAAAUGCAACGAUAUUAGAAUUAAAAGAAAAGUAUUUAAAAAGUGCAGCUCCAGCACUAACACUUAGAUUUAUGGGAAUGUUAUUAAAUAAUGACAAAACACUACCAGAUUAUACUAUUGGAGAUCAGGACUGUCUUGACGCUACUCUUGAUAGAUCUUCAAUUGACUCUUCACAAUACAUCAAAUUGAAAUUAAGAUUUGAAAAUGAAAUGCACUUAUUUAAAAUUAGCCCUAUUGAUAAAUUAGAAAAAUUAUUUGAAAAAUACGCUACUAAAAUUAAUAAACCACUCGACCGUCUUAAAUUUAUCUUUGAUGGAUAUAUUCUUUCACCAAAUGACUCUUGUCAAAGCUUAGAAUUAGAAAAUAACUUUAUUAUUGACGUCCAAGAAAUUCAUUAA
Molecule: messenger RNA, 558 nt
Organism: Entamoeba nuttalli P19
Lineage: Eukaryota; Evosea; Mastigamoebida; Endamoebidae
Exons: 2
Coding region: 1-558 (185 amino acids)
Biological process (GO): protein sumoylation
Cellular component (GO): nucleus
Molecular function (GO): protein tag activity; ubiquitin-like protein ligase binding
Source: RefSeq, a predicted model, not a curated record